Lachnellula hyalina is the source of this 1365-nucleotide messenger RNA. RefSeq lists its product as uncharacterized. Bases 1 to 1365 code for a protein of 454 amino acids. The transcript has 4 exons. The record is from RefSeq and is a predicted model, not a curated record. Gene Ontology annotation, molecular function: metal ion binding. NCBI's taxonomy places the organism in Eukaryota, Fungi, Ascomycota, Leotiomycetes, Helotiales, Lachnaceae.
AUGGCAGCAAUACCAGGCAGCCUGCCACCACCGACAAUACUAGAUUUCGUACAGCGAUUCAAUACCCUCCAAACGCACCGCGAUCUUGGCAACCAGCUAAUGAAGGAAAUAUUGUUAUACAGCGAGCACAUAGAGAGUACAUUAAGAGAAGAGAAUAGCCAGCUGGCCAAGGAGCUCGAGGAUGCACAGCUGGACUUGGAGGAUGCGAGGCGCUCGAGGAGGGAGAUGCAGCAGAAGUUGACUAUAGCGACGGCGCGCGCGGCCAGUUUGUUCAACGAAACCCUCAUCAGCCAAGGCCUCGAAGGCGGAAAACAAGCAGCGAAUGCCCUGCGCAACUCGGUCCUCCAAAAUUGCGGCGAUCUCGCCGACGAAAUUGAAGUUAUUGCUAAAGUUUGUGCCAAUAUGUCUGGGUUAGCGAAAGCAAUGAGACGCGAUGGCUCUCUGGCCAAUCCGGACGAUUUAAGAGAUUUUACAUUAGGUUUUACACAAGGAAAGGCGUCGUUUGACUUCAUUGAUGUUGGGCAUGGGAAGGAGAGGGCCGAUUCAAAGAUUAAAGAAUGUAUGCGAUGGCACCUUCGAAAUCACAAUUGCAAACAGAUUCUCCUGGGUAUCUCUCACGACGCAGGAUACGCCCCCUUCCUGGACGAAGUCGUAAGCCAAGAUGAUCGUAAUCGCAUCACCAUUAUCGAAGGGUACCCCACAGUCCGUGAGCUUGCAGCCACAGGUAUUCAAAUCAUGAACUUCAAUGCCCUCUUCCGCAGCGACAAGCUCGUCGACCGUUUAGUCCCCGUUUCCUCCCCAACACCCCCCUCAACCUGGGCAGGGGUAACAUCUAUCGCUCCUCCCCCCAGCUCUUCCAUAUCUCCAGUCAUUAAGAACGGCACGCCCUCGACCACAUCAACCAUAAACAAAAAACCACCCACCGCAAACACAACCACCAUUCCAAAAGUGAAUUGGUCUCCCGAACCCCGCGGUCUCGACCCCCCGAUCACAGUCAAUGCCGUAGUCCUCGAUAAAAUCAAGCGCCGCACCAACAACAACAAGCUCUGCAACAACCAUUACCUCCGCGGCCCCUGCGCCAAAGGAUCAGAAUGUUGCUUCGAGCACGAUUACAAGGCCACGGAUGAGGAUUUGAAGGCUAUUGCUUAUCUCACGAGACUAAAUCCUUGUACCAAGGGCCAGGACUGCGAGCUCGAGUUUUGUAUUUACGGCCACCACUGUCCAUCUGUUGUGAUGCUGAAUGGCGGCAAGGAAGUCGUGUGUCAGGCGUUUGGGUGUCGGUUUGCUCGUGAGGACCAUCCACCCGGAACGGUGAUCAAGCAUCCGAGGAAAGAAAAGUGGGAAAGGGUUGAGUAUUAUCAGUGA